AUAAGAAGCCAGCCAUCUGAAGAUCACAGUCAAAGCAACUUGUACUCAGAAAUAUUUGAGCACCUACUCCAUGCCAGGCACUGUUCUAAGUUGGCCGGGAGCUGUGGAUGCUGUUCCGAAGCCUGACUGGCUGCCUGCGCCGCCUCGGAGGUGAAGUGUACCGCGCCGAUUGGCUCCCAGGCGCCGGCCGCGUGUGAUGCCCCGGGCCGCGAUUGGCCCUCGCCUGCCGGGGGCUUCUCUCGCCGGGACUCUGGACUCCCGGGAAGUGGACUAGUGGGGGAGAGGGUACGCUAGCUGUCUCUGCGGACCAAGUAGGAGACCCCUGGCGUGAGGCGGCCUCACUGGGCCGGGUGGGCUGGCGAGCUGACGCGGCGGCGGAGGCUGUGAGGAGUGUGUGGGACCGGGCCUGGGACAGAAGAGCCAUGGCCCCGCAGAACCUGAGCACCUUUUGCCUGUUGCUGCUGUACCUCAUCGGGGCCGUGAUCGCCGGGCGAGAUUUCUAUAAGAUCUUGGGGGUGCCUCGAAGUGCCUCUAUAAAGGAUAUUAAAAAGGCCUAUAGAAAACUAGCCCUGCAGCUUCAUCCUGACCGGAACCCUGAUGAUCCACAAGCCCAGGAGAAAUUCCAGGAUCUAGGUGCUGCAUAUGAGGUUCUAUCAGAUAAUGAGAAACGGAAACAAUAUGAUACUUAUGGUGAAGAAGGAUUAAAAGAUGGUCAUCAAAGCUCCCAUGGAGACAUUUUUUCACACUUCUUUGGAGAUUUUGGUUUCAUGUUUGGAGGGACCCCUCGUCAGCAAGACAGAAAUAUUCCGAGAGGAAGUGAUAUUAUUGUAGAUCUAGAAGUCACUUUGGAAGAAGUGUAUGCAGGAAAUUUUGUGGAAGUAGUUAGAAACAAACCUGUGGCAAGGCAGGCUCCAGGCAAACGGAAAUGCAAUUGUCGGCAAGAAAUGCGGACCACCCAGCUGGGCCCUGGGCGCUUCCAAAUGACCCAGGAGGUGGUCUGCGAUGAAUGCCCUAAUGUCAAACUAGUGAAUGAAGAACGAACAUUAGAGGUAGAAAUCGAACCUGGGGUGAGAGAUGGCAUGGAGUACCCAUUUAUUGGAGAAGGUGAGCCUCACGUGGAUGGGGAGCCUGGAGAUUUACGGUUCAGAAUCAAAGUUGUUAAGCACCCAAUAUUUGAAAGGAGAGGAGAUGAUUUGUACACAAAUGUGACAAUCUCGCUAGUUGAGUCUCUUGUUGGCUUUGAGAUGGACAUUACUCACUUGGAUGGUCACAAGGUAAACAGACCAAUUUUCCUGUUUUCUGUCCUUUUGAAGCCUUCAAAUGGGUAGUUUUGAGUUUAUUUCAGCUGCCUCAAUCAUUUAGAACCACAGGGACUCCUUUCUCGCUCUUGUUCUGCCUUUUCUCCUCACUCUGCUGCUGAAUGUCCAGCAGUAACACAGACUUUUAGCUACUCAGAGUUGAUGGCAGCCUUUGACAGUCCUGUUCUAUAGUUUCUACUGACAAAAACCUUACUUUUUUUUACUUGUUUCUGUUGUUGAUUUUUCUUUUUUUAAAAACCUUUUCUUCUGUGACUUGCAUUGUCCUAAUACAUUUCCUUUGCCCUUUCAUCCUUUCCUUUUGCUGAGCUGUGACAUUAGUUUUAUGCGCCAGUGCUCACUAGAAGCUGCGUGGUAUACUUCAUGUGCCAGACCUAUUCCAGUCCAUUCCCUUUUCCUUUCCAGGUACAUAUCUCCCGGGAUAAGAUCACUAGGCCGGGAGCAAAGCUAUGGAAGAAGGGGGAAGGGCUCCCUAGCUUUGACAACAACAAUAUCAAGGGCUCUUUGAUAAUCACUUUUGAUGUGGAUUUUCCAAAAGAACAGUUAACAGAGGAAGCAAGAGAAGGUAUCAAACAGCUACUGAAACAAGGAUCAGUGCAGAAGGUAUACAAUGGACUGCAAGGAUAUUAAGAGUGAAUAAAAUUGGACUUUGUUUAAAAUGAGUGAAUCAGCGAUAUUUAUUAUCUGCAGGGUUUUUUGUCUGUGUUUUUGUUUUUAUUUUCAAUAUGCAAGUUUGGUUUAAUUUUUUUUUCUAAUGAUCGUCAUGAAAUGAAUAAAGAGGGCUUAAGAAUUUGCCCAUUGCAUUCAGAAAAGAAUGACCAGCAAAAGGUUUACUAAUACCUCUCCCUUUGGGGAUUUAAUGUCUGGUGCUGCCACCUGAGUUUCAAGAAUUAAAGCUGCAAGAGGACUCCAGGAGCAAAAGAAACACAACAUAGAGGGUUGGAGUUAAUUGUUAACUAUCUCAUUCAAAAUGCCAACUGGAGAAGUCUGUUUUUAAAUACAUUUUGUUGUUAUUUUUUUCGUGA
This is a messenger RNA of Microcebus murinus (gray mouse lemur), 2341 nucleotides long. The record is from RefSeq and is a predicted model, not a curated record. Lineage: Eukaryota; Metazoa; Chordata; Mammalia; Primates; Cheirogaleidae.